Molecule: messenger RNA, 1487 nt
Organism: Exaiptasia diaphana
Lineage: Eukaryota; Metazoa; Cnidaria; Anthozoa; Actiniaria; Aiptasiidae
Product: adenosine receptor A1-like
Exons: 1
Coding region: 317-1144 (275 amino acids)
Biological process (GO): G protein-coupled receptor signaling pathway
Cellular component (GO): membrane
Molecular function (GO): G protein-coupled receptor activity
Source: RefSeq, a predicted model, not a curated record
AUUAAUCAUCUCAUGCAGUUUUAAUUACAUGCUAUUGCUAUCAUGAAAACAGCGUCAGCUGUUGAAAGUCAGAGUUUUUUAAUUAAGAUUGAUCUGCAUGAUUGUAAUUUCUCAACUAAAUCAAUUGACUGCAAAAUGUGAUCAAAAAGUGUGAAGUGACUCUCAUGAUCAUGUUAAUACAAUUUUUUCAUUAAGAGUUUUCUCAGGGAUCAAAGAGAGACCACAUCGAUCGAUCUUUACUUAAGUGUUGUCUGUCGACAGUCUAGAUCUAGUCGAGCUCUCCUGAUAAAAACAAUUUUAAGUAUUGAAUGUGGUAAUGUGGACCUUUGCAUGGAUAUUCAUACUGGAAGCAKUCGCCAUUACAGCAGCCAAUGCAAUAACAAUCGUCAUAUUCACCAGAACACGCCGUCUUCACAGCAARCAGUACAUUAUGAUUAUCARCCAGGCUGUMGCUGAUCUCUUCGUUGGYCUWGUGUCUGUUCCAAUGUUUAUURUCUUCAUACUUAUUGAAGACCUGAAUUAUCCUUCUUCAUUCAAACGAGUUGUUGUAAUACAUGACUCUUUUUUUGGAUCAGCUUCCUUAUUUGGUUUGGUAGCGUUGGCCACUGAACGAGCACAUGCAACAUACUUUCCAUUCAGACACUCCACCUUAGGUAAAGGACCGUACAUCAUCGGGAUAAUUUCGAUGUGGGCAGCUUCAGUCAUCGUGGUUGUUCCACAUUUUGUUUUCGUCGGAGGUAUCACCAGAAAAAUUAAAAUGUCUGUUAUUGGUGCCUCGUUCCUGAUCAUUUCUGGUGCUUAUUCGCUCAUCGUUCUGAAAGUCCGUUGCGGCACCAUCACUCAAACUCAUGAUGUAACCAUCCAAGAAAACAAGAAACUAACUGUCACUCUUGCUGUCGUUACUGUAUUAAGUUUGGUCACGUGGUUACCCUACCAAUGUAUGAUAGCUGUUGGUUUUCAAACUUCUAUUUUCAUUUCACUCGCGACAAAAUUCCUCCAUUACGGCAACUCCCUCGUUAAUUCUGUUGUCUACGCGUUUCGUAUGCGCGAAAUAAAAAGAGAAAUCUUGCGCAUCUUCCGGUGCUGUCGCAACAAUCDAACCUCAAUUCACGCUGAAAGCGAGUUAGGUAUCGUUCGGACUUGAGUAAUAAAUAGAAUUCUUAUCUUUAUCGGCGUCAUGGAUUCUUUACAUUCACUUGAUAUGAAUUACUUCUACUCGCUUCCUUGUAAUUUAAUCAUUUCUGUAAGAAAUUAUUUAUUACAAGUACUCCAUGGUAGUGAUUCUCACGUACAGCGGAAAAGCUAUUGAAACUAAUYUACAAUUGURCAACARGAUCUGGGCRUUGGCGCUUAAGUGUGAGGUGAGAGCAAGGUCUUCAAGAGAGCCAUUCACCGACAAACAGGCUUCCGUCUUUCUUUGUUUCGGGGUACUUGGACUUUCCAUCUUGCGCUUUCAUUGUUUUAGAUAUGUUUCAAAGACAUUCUUA